Molecule: messenger RNA, 2442 nt
Organism: Plasmodium knowlesi strain H
Lineage: Eukaryota; Apicomplexa; Aconoidasida; Haemosporida; Plasmodiidae
Product: 4-hydroxy-3-methylbut-2-en-1-yl diphosphate synthase (ferredoxin), putative
Exons: 1
Coding region: 1-2442 (813 amino acids)
Biological process (GO): isopentenyl diphosphate biosynthetic process, methylerythritol phosphate pathway; terpenoid biosynthetic process
Molecular function (GO): iron ion binding; 4-hydroxy-3-methylbut-2-en-1-yl diphosphate synthase activity (ferredoxin)
Source: RefSeq, a predicted model, not a curated record
AUGGGUUACGCAAAGAAGCUACUAUUUUUCAUGGUAGCACUUUGUUUUUGCGCCAAAAUAAAAAGAAAAAAAGUGCCCAUCAAAGGUCUUCCCAUUAACAUAUUCGAAAAGGAUAGGAAGCGAGACAAGAAAAAUGUCUACCUGUUUCUAUUUGGCACCACUCCAAAGAAGAGUAACAAUAAAAUCUUCUCAUCAGAAGAGAGGAGGAAGAAAAAAAAGAUGAACAGAAUAAAAUCACUCAAUUCAUUAUCGGAUGAAGACAAAUAUAACCUCAUCAAAGACAUAAAGAAAUACUGUGAGUGCACAAAAAAGUACAGGAGGCUCCCCACAAGGGAAGUGACCAUCGGUAACAUCAAAAUCGGAGGCAACAACAAAAUAGCUAUUCAAACCAUGACUACCUGCGACACAAAAAAUGUGGAUGAAUGCGUUAAUCAAAUUAAAAAAUGCAAAGAAUUGGGGGCAGAUUUAAUUAGAUUAACAGUCCAAGGGGUCCAGGAAGCAGAGGCGAGUUAUUAUAUUAAAGAAAAAUUACUAGCUCAAAAUAUUACCAUUCCGCUCGUUGCAGACAUACAUUUUAAUCCGAAAAUUUCUAUGAUAGCAGCGGAUGUAUUUGAUAAAAUCCGUGUGAACCCAGGGAAUUACGUAGAUGGAAGGAAGAAAUGGGUCGACAAAGUAUACAAAACGAGGGAAGAGUUUGAUGAAGGAAAAUUAUUUAUCCAGGAAAAAUUCGUUCCAUUGAUUGAAAAAUGUAAGAGGUUAAAUAGAGCCAUACGGAUAGGCACAAAUCAUGGUUCUCUAUCUUCUAGGGUGCUGUCCUACUACGGGGAUACCCCCUUAGGCAUGGUCGAAUCGGCGUUCGAAUUUUCAGAUUUGUGUAUACAGAACAACUUUUUCAAUGUGGUUUUCUCCAUGAAGGCUUCCAACGCGUAUAUUAUGAUACAGUCAUACAGGCUACUCGUGGCUAGACAAUAUAAGAGGAUGACCGAUGGUUUGCUAUUCCCCCUACACCUCGGCGUUACGGAAGCAGGGUUUGGGGAUAACGGAAGAAUAAAAUCCUAUUUGGGUAUAGGUUCACUACUGUACGACGGAAUAGGAGAUACCAUCAGGAUGUCAUUAACUGAAGACCCCUGGAAUGAAUUAGCUCCAUGCAAAACGUUGAUUAAAAAUUUUAAAAAAAGAGUCUUUUAUGAUGAUGAUAACCGGGGGGGAGAAAAAGACGGUCGGGUUUCUCCUUCCCCAGGGGAUACGUCCUCCACAUUGCUCAACUUCGAGGAGCACUUUCGAGAUUAUAACAAAUUGAAAAAAAGGAAAGUAGAAAAGAGGGAAGGCGUGAUGCAUGAAGAGUACACCAUCGGGAACGUAGUCACUGAGAAGGAGCUCGAGGACUCACUGCAAAUUUUCAAAGACCUGAAUUUAGAAGUCGAUCAAAAUGGAAACCUCAAAAAGGGCGUCAAAUCUACGGAUAUUGUUAUUAUCCCCCAAUUGAGGGAACUAAGCAGCAAGUCAUGGACAACCGUGGCCAAAUUGGCAGAGGCAGACAUGCACCUGCUGGCAGAGUACGAUGAGGGGGAUGUGGCGAUGCUAAGCGGGAGCACGAGUGGAAGUGAAUACACUCACGAAAUGGAUCGCGUUGCCCGGAACACCUUAUUUUAUAUCGACCUGAAACGCAUGAAGACCAUCCUGCAGAAACACGAGGGGCAAAUCCCACUACACAGCACCGCGAAGGGGUACGUACUAAUGGUGAACGGGAAGGAAGACACGAAGCUCAUUGAAGAUGUUUUUAACCAAAUCAAAGGGGAAAAAAACCCGCGUCCCCUAUUUUUCCUUCUCAAGUCAGACAAUAUACACGAACAUGUGCUAGUUACCAGGCGAUUCAACGAAAUUGUGAACUCCCUAAAUAUAGAUCUGCCUUAUGUGCACUAUGCGAAUAUCAACUCCACCAACUAUGAUGACAUGCUAGUCGAUUCAACACUUUACGUCGGCACUUGCCUAAUCGACCUAAUGGGAGAUGGACUGAUAAUAAAUGUCACGGAUGGGCAUAUAAAAGCGGAUGGAAACCCGAAAGAGGAAAUUCGCUCUCGGGUUGAACUAAACUCAUUUCUAACUUUGAAUAUCCUACAGGACACUCGUGCUCGUAUUUUCAAAACGGAUUAUAUUUCCUGCCCCUCUUGUGGUCGAACCCUUUUUAACAUACAAGAGACGACGCAAAAAAUUAUGAAGCUUACUGGUCAUUUGAAGGGAGUUAAAAUUGCCGUCAUGGGAUGCAUUGUCAAUGGCAUUGGUGAAAUGGCCGAUGCGCAUUUUGGUUAUGUUGGAAGUGCUCCCAAAAAAAUCGACUUGUAUUAUGGGAAAGAACUCGUCGAGAGAAACAUCCCUGAGGAGCAUGCCUGCGACAAGCUUGUAGAGCUCAUUAAGAAAUACAACAAGUGGCAGGACCCGUAG